Molecule: messenger RNA, 2412 nt
Organism: Durusdinium trenchii
Lineage: Eukaryota; Dinophyceae; Suessiales; Symbiodiniaceae
Source: the annotation of a GenBank genome assembly
CGGACAUGGAGUUGGUUAUGCCUUUUGGAGACAAGCAUGUUUCUUAGAGAGCCAAGCUGGGUCUAUCCUCCCAAAUCCUGGAGGAGCUACAAGGACCCCUUCAAUCCAGAAUCCAGCACAUGCCUUACAUGCCUGACCAGUCAGCAGCCUGUUUUGCGCAGCUCUUGGUUGCCGCAGAUUGGCAGGCAUGUUAAUGGAUGACGUCUACUACGUCAACCGCAGCAAGAGGUACCGCACGGCCGCCCAAGAGAAAGCCCAGGAGGCGCUGCAUGGCCAGCUGCGACAGGAGAACUACUACCUGACCUUGGUGAAAGCCUCCUCGGAGCGUUCCGACGAGGCGGCCCAGAAGGACCGGCACCAGCUGGAGAAGGAUUUCAUGGGCCUCGACCGCACGUUUCCGGCGUUGCCUCCCUUGCGACAUCCCGAGGACAAGGAGCUGAUGCUCGGCAGACCCUUCGCAAUGGCAGACCCUUCGAGCCUCAGUAGUUGCGAUCGGACGAGCCCUUCGAGCCUCACGUUGUCUAUCGGACACCAAACAUCGGAUGUCGACAUCGACAUCGGUCGUCCUCCCGUUUCUUCCCUGAAAAAUUUGGACCGAACCGCGAAUCUGUUUCUCCGGACCAGCGGACCCAACAAGAAAAUGGCUGAGCCACACCGCAGCUGGACACAGCUGCAGGCGCUGUUAGCGGAGCGCCUGCGACGGAUCAUCUUGGCCUACAUCGAGCGAGGCCGGUCGCUGAGCACGAACACGCGAGCCGCGGGCCUGGCGCGCGCCUCCUUAGCGGCGACCACCGCCAGGGGCAUCCUCUCAGGUUAUCAGCAAGGAUUGGACCGCAUGGCGGGCAUGUGUUUGCUGGCGAUCAGCUCGGGUGAACCUCAACUGUUGGGCCUACAGGACUUGCAUUUAGCUAGGAUCGAGGAAGAUGCCUUCUGGCUGCUGGCGUGCCUCUUGGAGGACGUGCUGGACCCGGACUUCUUCGGGGCUGACGUGCGGGGCAAUCUGAAGAUGGUGAACAUUGGAGGGCUUGGCUUGAGGUCCAUUAUCCUUGACAAGGCCAAGGUGUACUGUCCAUCGAUUUAUGCUACCUUGGGACCAGAGGUCUUCGAAAGCUGCUUGGGCUUGUUGCUGGAUGGAUGGGUGCUGUCGUGCUUUAUCGGUUGUGCACCGCAUCGCCUACUUGAGCACUUCUGGGACCAUUUGCUUCUUCCCUCGCCAUAUCAUCCAGCAGACCGUAGCAGGUCGCUGCCGAGUGGAUUGAAGCUCAUCAUUGGCUUUGGUCUAUGUGCGCUGAAGUGCUGCGGUGAAGAUCAUUUUAAAGAUUCUCAGGAGCUCCAACGGUUACGCGAGCUGUCCAAGGUGUCGGACCCGGAGGUGCUGGCCUUGGAGGCCACGGAGCUCAUCGUUACCAUGAAGCAAAUCUUUGAGAAGUGGCCAGAGGAGAAGGACAAUGACUUCUUCUUGAGUUUCACCCGAAUCCUCUCGGAGCUUGCCGAAGAGGCCGAGGACUUUCAAUGCCUUUGGGACGACGUGCGAUCGCGAAAGCAGGCCAUCGCAGACUGUGCUGGGAAUUGUGACGAGCAACUGAUGACCUUGGCGCAGCGCACGCACUUCAGCGUGGAGGAAAUUGAGCGUCUACGGAAAGAGGUAACUGACAUGCGUCGCAAUCCCAAGCAGCCUGCCAAAGUGGAUUUGGACAGUUUCAAGGAUCUGGUGAAACGUGCAGUCCCGGAGUUUCCCACGGAUUUGUGUGGGCGAUUAUUUCAGAAAUUGGAUUGUUUCAGAGUGGGCCGAUUGUCUUUUGUGGAGCUGGCCUGUGGAAUGUCGGCAUUAUCCUUGGGCACCAUGGAUGAGAAGCUCCAGGUCUGCUUCGACAUGUUUGACUCCGAAGGCCGCCGUGCCUUGUCUUUGUCGGAUGUGAACGACCUCUGUAGCACGCUCUUCCGAGUGGCGCUCUCCAGUGGCAUGGGCCAAAAGCAUGCUUCCACUGACGAGGUGGUGAGCCUCUUGUCACGGAGGUCGACCCCCAUCGAGGACGACCUGGGCAAUGCUGCCACAUUCGCAGGCGGAGGCUCCAGCUCCUUCCUGCCGAGCACGCCACCUCAGAGGAAGAAGACACUGGUCCCGAAGAACCCCUCAGAGCAGGACCCCUCGCGCUCCAUGCUCUUGCGUCUCUUGGCCGCUGCCAAGGUGCGCACCCCCGGAGGGCCCUGGCUGGUGGCCUUCGAAGACUUCUGCAAUGCUGCGCGCAUGGAGCCGGCCCUGCUUUGUUUAUUUUCCUGGUGUUUGCCACGGCCGCCCCAGAAUUCCUUGUUUCUUGAGAGUACAAACUCUCAGAGUGAGCAACCUGGAUUUGUUUCACGGUGGUGCACCAAGAUUUGCCGGUGGUUUCGUUCAAGAUGACAGACGAACAA